Molecule: messenger RNA, 939 nt
Organism: Elephantulus edwardii (Cape elephant shrew)
Lineage: Eukaryota; Metazoa; Chordata; Mammalia; Macroscelidea; Macroscelididae
Product: zinc finger protein 699-like
Exons: 5
Coding region: 1-939 (312 amino acids)
Biological process (GO): regulation of transcription by RNA polymerase II
Cellular component (GO): chromosome
Molecular function (GO): chromatin insulator sequence binding
Source: RefSeq, a predicted model, not a curated record
AUGUUACUGGACUCAAUGGUUGCUGAGGAUGUGGCCGUGGACUUUACACAGGAAGAAUGGGCUUUGCUAGAUCUUGCACAGAGGAAACUCUACAGAGAUGUAAUGAUGGAAACUUUCAGAAACCUAGCCUCAGUAGAGAAGCCUUAUGAAUGUAAGGAAUGUGGGAAAGCCUUUAGUGAGGCCUCAUCCCUCACACAGCAUUUCAGAAUUCACAGUGGAGAGAGGCCUUAUGAAUGUAAGGAAUGUGGGAAAGCCUUUAGUCAGUCAGCACACCUCACGACACAUAUACGGACUCACAGUGGCGUGAGGCCUUAUGACUGCAAAGUCUGUGGGAAAGCUUUCACUCAGGCUUCAUCCCUCACUAAACAUAUAAGAACACACAGUGGAGUGAGGCCUUAUGAAUGUAAGGAAUGUGGAAAAGGCUUUAGGUGUUCCUCACACCUCACUCAACAUGUAAGAAUUCACAGUGGAGAGAGGCCUUAUGAGUGUAAGGAGUGUGGGAAAGCCUUUAGGUGUUCCUCACAUCUUACUAAACAUAUAAGGAUUCACAGUGGAGAGAAGCCUUAUGAGUGUAAGCAGUGUGGGAAGACCUUUUGUCAGGCCUCACAGCUCACUACACAUGUAAGAACUCACAGUGGGGAGAGGCCGUAUGAGUGUAAGGAGUGUGGAAAAGCCUUUAGUGAUUCCUCAGCCCUCACUAUACACAUCAGAACACACAGUGGAGAGAAGCCUUAUGAAUGUAAGCAGUGUGGGAAAGCUUUCAGUAAUUCCUCAGCCCUCACCACACACAUAAGGACCCACAGUGGAGAAAAGCCUUAUGAGUGUAAGGAGUGUGGGAAGGCCUUUAGUUGUUCCUCACACCUCACGGAACAUGUAAGAACUCACAGUGGAGAGAGGCCAUAUGAAUUUGAACUGGCAGCUGAUGAGAUCCCUAAAUAG